Molecule: messenger RNA, 2064 nt
Organism: Penicillium taxi
Lineage: Eukaryota; Fungi; Ascomycota; Eurotiomycetes; Eurotiales; Aspergillaceae
Product: ASCC2 family CUE domain-containing protein
Exons: 1
Coding region: 1-2064 (687 amino acids)
Molecular function (GO): ubiquitin binding
Source: RefSeq, a predicted model, not a curated record
AUGGCGGAUUUCCCGCCUUUGGCUCCAGUUCCGUCCCCCGCGGUCCGAAGAACUAUCCCAUCUGAUGACUGGGAGGCGUGUCUUGAUGCAUGGAUGACACUUCUUAGCAUUCGUCUAAAUUCUUCUGAUGAAAAAUUCCAAGAUGCAGCCGGUGCAGAUCUUCCAGCCUCAUUCCUGGAAUCGUUUUAUCAAUAUGCCGCUGCAGGGGAUACCGUUCUACAAUCUGGAACCAAGGCCCGAAAGCUUCGGAAGCUAUGUUUUCUCACAAUAAGGAGAUACAUGCUCAGUCUAAAAUCUCCACCAGACGCCCUCUUCAACUGGCAGCUCUUGGGAGAUAUAUGUUGUUGUUACCCAUCAAGCAACGCACUAAAAUCAUUAAUGUCCAUGGCAUGGGAAAUGCAUCAUGAAAAGAUAUCAUCCAGCUUGGAAAAGGCGAAGUCUCUCGUUAUCCAGCAAUUACCUACUUAUUCUCCCGCAGGCAAUUCUGUGAUUAUACUGGACAUUCGACGUUUGACAAUCCUAGCCUCGGUAUUGCCACCCUGCGGUCAGGUCUUGAUGGCAGGAUCCGACUUCUUGGACAUGUUGACGGAAGCAUAUCAAUCAAAAAACACAAGGCCAGAGCUUCCCAAAAUUCUAGUCGCGAAUGUUUACGUUGGAUUGGUAUCUCUAUUAAAGGAGCCUUCAAUCAAUUUGUCUUUGUUGCUAGACCAAUUGUUUAGUCUCAAGGCUGCCGCUGGAGUGGGAACACCCAAUAUUAAAUCUGGGCCAACGAUGCUUUCGGAUCUGGUCUGCAGCUCAGAUCUUUUACAACGGCUGGAUAAGUAUCUUUCUUGUCACCCUCAGAAACGGGGGCAGGACCUUCUGUCGAGCCUGCGUGUAUACCAAGCAGAAGCAAAGAUCUUUCAUCACCGCUACCAAAGGCGAAAGAAAACCGACAAGGGCAAAGAACCUUCGUCUGGGCUCCAGAUUCCGGAAGAAUUACAUGCACACAAAAUGUCGCUCGUUUCGCAGGUCCAAGACCUUUUCCCAGAUUUGGGUUCUGCCUUCGUCGUGAGGCUUCUAGAUGCAUACGACGAAAACCCAGAAACCGUAGUCGCCCAGCUUCUAGAUGACUCGCUCCCACCAGAGCUCCAAGGCCUUGAUCGAUCCGAACAACUUCCUCCCCCAGCAGAGUCCAAGCACACACAUCUAGCGCCCCGGUCAACACCACCUGCAAUGCACUCACCUACUCUGGCGCCAGUCUCUGCCCGGAACAACAUCUUCGACAACGAUGUCGAUAUCGCAGAGCUCAGUCGCUCCGACAAAGCCAAGGGGAAACUGCGCUUCGGCCGAACGGAUAUUACUGCGGACGAAGUCCUCGCAGAUCGCAGCGAGCACACGGCUCAAAAGGCAGCGAUUCUCUCGGCUUUAGCAGCAUUCGACUCUGACGAUGAUGAACGUGACGACACAUAUGAUGUCGCAGACGUGGGCGGCACCGUUGACAAUACAGCCGGCGCAGACGAUGCGGAUAGUCAAGCCAAAAAUCCAGCCACUGAAAACAUUGACAUAGUCUUAUUCCGUGCCUAUAAGUCCAACCCGGCCAUCUUCUCUCGAGAUUCAGUAACACGCCGUUCCCAACCGCGCGCCCAGCUCAAGCGUGAAACGCAUAUGACCGACGAAGCCAUUGAAGGCUGGGCAGUCAUGCUAUCCCGUGAUCCCAAGCGUGCUACAAGGUUAGAGGAUAAGCUUGCAGUCGAUGCUGGUGGUGCUGGGGGCGGUGCGCUCAAUCAGCCAUCACUCACUGCCACAUCUUACAGAAAGCCACGACCUGAAGACGAGGAUGAAUCUGAAGACGGCGAUUCAUCAAGUUCUGCCGCUCGUGGGGGCCGGGGUGGAGCGAGAGGUGGACGAGGACGUGGAGUGCGAGGUGGUGGUGGUCGUGGUGGUCGCCCACCACAGUCUGGGGAGCAAGGCCAACAAAAUGCGCAUAAGAAGAAAGAAGAGCAUAAAGCUAGUCGGGCUAAUCAUAAUCGGCGCCAGCAGCGUGCAAAGAAGAUUGCUCGAGGGGGCGGUUUACCUGGUUAA